AAGGCGCGUAAACUACCAAGGUUGCGUGCUUCUAAAUGAAUACAAGAAGAGAGCUCCUUUGGCCGCCUGUGAAUUUUGGUCAGAGUCGGGGCAUUUUGUUUGAAAAGUGGCAAAAUCGCGCCCCCCCCCAAAAAGCGAUCGCCGCCGUUUGCUGCAUGCGCCGGGUGUUGCCAUGAAAGGUCGUCAACCCACAUGAGAAGCUCUGUAGCCUAGCAAAAAAAAUCAAAGAGAGACGAUCGAGGCGAGCAGGCUUUUUAUUAUUUGUCUUGUUCCUUUUUGUGUUGUUUUCGAACUACAUUCUCUUGUCUGUAUACGCCGCCAGCAUCUUCGAAAAAGGCUCCAGGAAACACCAGAGGAAGCUCCCCCUUACCUACUCGGAGAACUCGGAAGAAAUCAGACCAUCAAAACCCGACCCGUCAUGUCAAACCCGCCAACGCCACUUAAAGUCUCCCCUGCGGCGACGAGCUAUACCGCCGCAACCAUGGACUCGGAUCUGAGAUCCCAGAUUAACACCCUCCUAAUAAACGACGAGCUCUCCGUCAAGAUCCAAGAAGCUCUCCUCCACUCUCUAAACGCACACCCAGCCAACUGGCCCACCCAGAUCCAACAACACGCCCUCUCGCUCCUCCGCACCGGCGACAUCACCACAUUCCCAGCCCUCCUCGACAAGGUGUUGGAGGACGUCAGGCAGAGCACUGCGGCGGCGGCGGCGGCGAACUCGUCGUCGGGUACAAACGGCGAGGCCAACGGCAAAAAGACAAACGGGGACGCCGGGGCCGAGUCAACAUCGAACUUGGCAGUGCCGCAGGCCGUAGUGGACGAGGCGCUCAAGGUUACCAUGGACUGCCUCGUAGAUUUGGUCGAGUUCUCAGAGGAGAAUGGCACUACUUGAAUGUUUUCUAGUCCCAUCCCCCAGAAAAGAACAGAUAGAGGGGGGAGAGGGGGGAGUAUGUGGCCUUUGCCAGUUGCCUCGUUCGACGUUGAACGCGGAGUUGGGAAAAAAAGGAAUAUGGAAACAAUAAUAAUGUUUCAUUGCUAGACAUGAACAGAUAAACAAAAAGAGACAUGGCAACAUGACGACAAUAUGUGUAUGGAGGAUGAUAAUACAUCACUCAGCAUGUAGUACAUUGUGCCAGGACGGUAAAGUCGUCUUGGAGGAGGGGUUGCCCACGUUUCUUGACUACCAUAGAAUGCGACACGAGUGGCAGACACCCUUAGAUAUUAAAUAGCAUUGAACAUGACACAAAUGACAUAUUGACAG
Messenger RNA from Pyricularia grisea, 1261 nucleotides. RefSeq lists its product as uncharacterized. The transcript is spliced from 3 exons. Lineage: Eukaryota; Fungi; Ascomycota; Sordariomycetes; Magnaporthales; Pyriculariaceae. Bases 419 to 892 code for a protein of 157 amino acids. The record is from RefSeq and is a predicted model, not a curated record.